This is a messenger RNA of Babesia ovata, 3264 nucleotides long. Its product is annotated as coatomer subunit alpha. The transcript is spliced from 2 exons. Lineage: Eukaryota; Apicomplexa; Aconoidasida; Piroplasmida; Babesiidae. Gene Ontology annotation, cellular component: COPI vesicle coat. The coding region runs from base 1 to 3264 and encodes 1087 amino acids. Gene Ontology annotation, molecular function: protein binding; structural molecule activity. Gene Ontology annotation, biological process: endoplasmic reticulum to Golgi vesicle-mediated transport; intra-Golgi vesicle-mediated transport; retrograde vesicle-mediated transport, Golgi to endoplasmic reticulum. The record is from RefSeq and is a predicted model, not a curated record.
AUGUUUAGCGGGAGCAGUGCCUACGCGGCACCAACUGAUUUAGGAAGGAAAGCGGACAGACUCUCUUUCACGGAUGUCACAUGCAUGUACACACUUGUUGGACACGAGAAGGGUGUCAACUGGGCUGUUUUCCACGAUCAUCAACCGUAUGUAAUAACUGCUGGUGAUGACAAAACCGUCCGCAUAUGGAGGUACAACGGACCAAAUAUCUGGCAGACCAAUAUUUUGAAGGGGCACACCAACAAUAUAUGCUCGCUGAUUUUCCACCCGAACAGGGUCAGUUAUUUGCUAUCGGUAUCUGAGGACAGGUCUAUAAAGGUGUGGGACACGAAGAAGCGGGCACUUGCACACACCUUUACGUUGGAAAAAGACCGCUUCUGGAUUGUGCAAAGCGCCCAUGACUCCAACUACAUUGCCGCCGGCCACGAUUCGGGCUUAAUCGUAUUUAAACUAUUCAAAGAAAGGCCCAUCGUAACCGUUGUUGGAAACACUCUCUAUUACGUUUGGAACGAUGUCAUUUAUUCCAGCAACAUAGAGAAGGAGCUGGAGUUGGCCAAGGAAGAUGCGAAGAAGUGCACGUCAACGACCACGGAAGUCAAGGAGACUCGGUGCGGGCAUUCAUGUACGUGCCACGAUGAAGGGUCACAUGGAUUGUCGUUGGACGAUUUCCUGGGGUUCAGCACCUGCAUGCACCAAAACUCACUGGAGAACCAAGAGAAGUCUCAGAUAAGGGAUGAUUUGGUGUUCCCAUCACCGUCUGGCGAUUUCUGCAAGACGAAUCGCACUAAAAUCCUCAUGCUACAUGGCGUGGCUGAUUCUGAAGCUAUCGUAAAGCGUUUUAUGACGGCGCUACUGAUCCAAACGCCGAUACCAGCGGAUGUUGGGGCCACCGGCGGUCUCAUAUUCCCCUUUUCGAUGCACUACAACCACUAUUGCGCGGACAAAAGCCUGUUUCUCGUAAACUACACUUACAAGGGGAGGUCAUUCUACGAAAUCAUGAUACGGGAAAAUGCAACUAGCAACCUCAACGACCACCGGGCGACGUGCCAUAUUGGGGAAGCUGUGUCAGCAUGCUUCGUAUCCCGAUCUUUGGUUGCCGCCGUUAAUCCGUCCGGCAAAUUGACGGUGCACAAUCUGGAUGGAGAGGAAUUGUCUGACGUCAACAUAGACAUGAAGGUGGAUAAGGUCUUCUCAGUCUGUGUAAACAUCGUUCUUUUGUGGUCCAGCAGCGAGAAUGCGGUCAUGUUGUAUGACGUUGGGAUGAGGAAAACGUUGUGUACAUCACAUGGAACGUUAGGCAAGCUCUCCACCGUUGUUGUUUCUAAAUCAAAGAAGCUGAUUGCGGCGGUGUACCGCAAGUUCGUCGUGAUCUACGACAGGGACCUAAAGAAGCUUGCCUCCGUCGAAAUGCAAGGGAGAGUAAAAACCGCAGCCUGGCAUGAGAACAACGCGGUAUUCUAUGCUACAAGCGAUCGUAUUUAUUAUCUAAUGGUCAAUGGCGACUCGGGAGUCAUGCGCAGCAUAGACAAACCCAUUUACAUCGUCCGUAUAAAGGAUAACGCGUUAUACGUCAUGCAACGCAACCACAAGUGCUACAAGAUGGACAUCGUGUCGAACGAAUUCUUCUUCAAGAUGGCCUUGUAUCACAACAAGGUGGAAACCGCCAAGAAACUGAUAGAAACGGGGAAAAUACAUGGUUACGCUAUGGUUUCCUACCUAAUUGAAAAGGGCCACCCGUCUUUGGCCCGGAUGAUCAUCUUGGACCCCCAAAUGAGGUUUGAUUUGGCACUCAGCUGCGGCAACCUCGAUGACGCCUUUGAAGACGCACAAAUUUUGGAUGACACUGAGGCCUGGAAGAGUCUUGGUAACGCGGCAUUGGAGCAAGGAAAUUGCGUCAUCUCCGAAGUUGCGUUCCAGAAGGCCAAACUUUUUGACAAACUCACAAUGCUCUACGUGAUCACAGGAAACACCACCAAACUCAAGAAGAUGAUGAACAUCUGCAAGUUCAGAAAUGACAUUCCAUCGACCAUACAGCACGCCCUGUACUUGGGUGACAUGGGUGAGCUGGCUAACAUCCUGAAGGAAAACAAGAAAAACAAGCUGGCUGAAAUAUGCGAGGCGACUUACGCAAUCAAUGGGGAGGGCACUGAGGUAGGACGGCCAAAUGCGUCUUAUAUGGUUCCCCCGCAACCUGUACACAGAGCUACGGCUGAGAAUGUAAAUUGGCCUGUGACCGCACUUGAGGCUGUCGUUCGGGAGCCCUUGUGUUAUGACAACGCCGACGCAGCUGAGGCGGAUAUUGAUAUUGUGACCAUGGAGGAGGCCAAUCAAAACAAGCAGAGUCGAGUGAACGCUGAUAUUUGGGGCACAAUAGACGAAAUAGAUUCCAUGGAAUAUGCUAAUGAUGACUCUAACGUCACUGCGGAAGCGGAAGAAGGCAACAGCCAUGAUUCGCAUUGCCGAUCGCCCUUGGACUUCAUAUCUAUAGGUGAAACUGGACGUGCUUUGGAUAUGCUGGAGCGAUCGUUUGGACUGGAUGACAGGGCCUCGCUGGAGGAAAUUCUCGCGAAGGCACACAUUUCGUCGCAAGCGUCACAUCAAUCGCAAUCACACUAUGCCGAGAGCUGGAGUAGCAUCCUCAACCACGAGUAUGUGGCCGGCAUAAUGAACCGGGGAUAUGCGCACGUCACGGCUGGUGCAUUCGAGGACGCCACGACUGAGUUCAGACAUGCGCUGAAGCACUGGAUAUUCCUCGUCAGCGCAGGCUCUCGCGAAUACAUUGACCAGUGCCGUAUCUAUGUAACGGCGAUGCUGCUCGAGGAGGAACGCGAGAGGCUGGCCGACACUGAUAUCCGCCGGUCUCUUGAGCUCGCUGCGUACUUCUCGUGUUGUAACAUGCUGCCCCAACACCAAUACUUGGUGAUGCGCCGCACCAUGGGCAUCAUGUGGAAGGCACAAAACUACAAGAGCGCGGCACGGAUCGUAACUAGGCUCAUGUCACAGGAUGUAUCCAGCAUCGAGGGCGCUGAAGAGGAGAUGCAGAAGGCAAAGAGAAUAUACGCGCUCUGCGAGCAGAAGGGCAUUGAGACGCACACACUUGAUUAUGACGAAGAGGAUGAAAGGGAUCUGAGCAUAUGCACGAUUAGUCUCGUCAAAACAAAGGGGCAGCCUACGGUGCAAUGCCGAUUCUGUCACGCAGUAGCCUUAGAGAAAUACGUCUCGCAGAUUUGCAGCAUAUGUCGGCUCUGCAAACUCGCCAAAUGA